GGAAAGCUUUGCUCCAGCGUUGGAGAGCUUACAGCGCCCUGAGCUGUAGGUGUCUGUGGGGCUGUGCUUUCUCAGAAGGAGGGAGUCUCUCUCCAAACCCCAUUUUAAGCUGUGGUUUUGGUUUCCAUAGUGACACUUCCUGUGGUAGAGAAAAGAGGUAGUGAGUGCAGCACUGUGAGCGUGGCAGGCAGCUGCACUCCUUCUUUCUCUCCUUGCCGGGGAUGCUCUGAGGGCCGUGCUGCAGCCUCAGGGAGGGGCUUCUCCUAGGCUGAUGGUCCUGGGUUUCUGCUGUACCUGUGACAGCAGCACGAGGCAUGCUGGGAAAACCCAAACACCUGGGCGUCCAAAAUGGCCGAAUGGGCCUGGCUGUGUCAGAUGGGGAGUUAAACAGCUCUGGGCCCCGAGGCAGUAAUAACAGUGUGAACAGUCUGCCAAGCACCCAAAGUGUCACUCAUUCCCUGGGGCAGUCCGUUGCCCGCUGGGCUGAGUCCUUUGAGACGUUGCUGCAGGACCGACUUGGUGUCACCUACUUCACAGAGUUCCUGAAGAAGGAGUUUAGUGCCGAGAAUGUAUAUUUCUGGCAAGCCUGUGAACGGUUCCAGCAGAUCCCAGCUAGCAGCACCCAACAGCUGGCCCGGGAGGCUCGGUGCAUCUAUGACGAGUUCCUGUCAAGCCAUUCAAUGAACCCCGUCAACAUUGACAGGCAGGCCUGGAUUGGUGAGGAGAUGUUGGCCACACCCACCCCUGAUAUGUUUAAUGUCCAGCAACUCCAGAUCUUCAACCUGAUGAAAUUUGACAGCUAUGCCCGCUUUGUCAAGUCUCCGCUGUAUCAGGCAUGCGCAAGGGCUGAGAGCCAAGGACAGCCUUUGCCAGAACUGAGGCCCCACUCUCAGAGUGGCAGCCCCCCAACUGAACAUGGCAAGAAAACAAAACUAAAGGCAGGGAAAUCACUUCCACUCGGUGUGGAGGUAGCAGGCAACUUGGCCGGUCGGAGCCCUCGGAGAUCCUUCCGGAAAGGAGACCGGAGGGAACGUCCCUGGGGAGAGGAGAGAAAUGGCAGUGAGGGUCCACCCCAGUGGCGUGAGUCUCAAGGCUCUUUGAAUUCCUCGGCUAGCCUGGACCUGGGCUUCCUGUCAUCUUGCGCAACCAACAGCCCUCAGACCGAGAACCACAGGAAGAGCCUGACUGGCCCAGAAUCUGACACUCAGAACCAGCCCAUCAAAUACUGUUGUAUUUAUCUGCCUGAUGGGACUGCCUCUCUGGCCCCAGUACGCCCUGGCCUCACCGUCCAGGACAUGCUGGCCGGAAUUUGCCAGCGCCGUGGCCUACACCUGCCUGAUGUCAAAAUCUAUCUUGUGGGGAAUGAAAAGAAGCCGUUGGCACUGAACCAGGAGAGCUUAGUCCUGAUGGAUCAGGAGGUGAAGCUGGAGACCAGGAUCAGCUUUGAAUUGGAAAUCACACCUAUCAAUAAGACAGUGCGCAUUCUGGCGAAAUCCACGAAGCACCUACGGGAGGCCUUGCAGCCCAUCUUGGAGAAGUACGGCCUGGAUGUUACACGGGUGCUACUCCGACGGCCUGGCGAACCCCAUGCUCUGAAUAUGGAAGAGAAGGUGAGCACCGUGGCAUCUCAGAAGCUUGUGCUGGAAUCAGAUGCAGAGGUGAAACCUGCUGGUGUCAGAAAUGCCACAGCAAACUCUUCUUGUGAUCAGAGUGAGGAUGACCUCUCUGCAGAGACAGAGGCUGAGCCACUCCCAGAGAUGUCCUGUUCUUUUACCAGGCCUUCCAGGAAUAAUAAGAACCGGCGCACCUGUGACUUGGAAGGACUAGUGGAGCUGCUAAACCGGGUCCAGAGCUGCAGAGUCAAUGACCAGCGUGGGCUACUGUCCAAAGAGGAUCUAGUGUUGCCCGAGUUUCUCCAGGUACCAGAACAAGAUGGCGUUUCCUGCAAGGUCCACUCCUCCUCCGACCCUGUCCCAGAGAAGACGGGCACACAUGAGGCCCCUGAUGCUGGGCCAGCCUCCAUCUCUCAGUGUCUGUCGCAGGAGCGGGCCCAAUCUCAGGCUUCUCCUCCUUUAAAGCUGCAAACACGGUGUUCUUCUUCUUCUUCAUCAUCAUCAUCGUCAACAACAGCACCGGCUGCUGCUGGGAAACCUUCAGUCAUGUGAAACACUCUAUGAGCAUCCCAACCCCAUGUCCUAGCCCCCCUCCAAGAGGUCACAUUCCUUGCAGUAAGGCCAGGCCCUUCCUGUUCAAUAGCUGUUGUGGUAUUAUGGUCUGCUUUACACAGGCCCCUCCCCUGGUCUAGGAGUAGGGUUGAGGCCCAGCUAGGUCCCAUUCCCAGCUCUAGAGACCCCCAGGCUGUCUUCCAGGAAUGGAUGGAUAUCUGUACUCUUGAUGUUCUGCCUGACUUUCACACCUGGGACUGCCCAUGCUGGCUGGGCAGGGGAACACCAGGGUUGCUCACUUGCUGUACCAGACUGUCGUAUGGUGUUGCUCAGUGUUGUAAAACAACUGCCCAUGGCUGCUCCGGCGGCAACUGCACCUCUGUGGCUAGUGGUGGUGACGCCUGUAUAUAGUUUGUAAUUUUCAGUCUUUGUAAAAUGUAAGAUACACUGCAGAUGAA
This is a messenger RNA of Elgaria multicarinata webbii, 2623 nucleotides long. RefSeq names its product regulator of G protein signaling 14 (gene RGS14). Gene Ontology annotation, biological process: spindle organization; cell division; signal transduction. The record is from RefSeq and is a predicted model, not a curated record. Lineage: Eukaryota; Metazoa; Chordata; Lepidosauria; Squamata; Anguidae. Gene Ontology annotation, molecular function: G-protein alpha-subunit binding; GTPase activator activity; microtubule binding. Bases 315 to 2165 code for a protein of 616 amino acids. The transcript has 15 exons. Gene Ontology annotation, cellular component: plasma membrane; cytoplasm; nucleus.